UGACAUUCGAAACGUCAACAAACAAAUAAUUUCAGUCCGAUCAUAAAUUUUCAUUAUUUUUGAGUAAAAUGUAUAGAAUCGGUUCAAAUAAAUGUCCUCAUACCAGUGAAUAGACUAUGUGGAAUAAACUAUCUCAGGCUGCUGGUCUAGCAUCAGUGGAAAGUGAAGAAGAGAAAACAGUAGAAAAAGCUCCUGCCUUUGAAGAUUUUAAGGAAAGGCUACAACAGCAAGAAAUUUUAGUUCAGCAAUUAAAAGAUUUAGUUCGUGAAAAUGAGAAAAGAUUCCAAGAAAAGUCCAAGGAAUAUGAUGAACUUUCAUCCAAAUUUCAAAAAUUUAAAUUUCAAUCUAAAGCAAAGAUUUCCCAUUUGUCCAGUCAGAUUAAAGAACAAGACAAACCUAAAAAGGAAGACUGUGAUUUUGAUGAUACAUCCAGUUCCGAUUCAUCUGAUCAAUCUAGGCGUGGUAAAAUGCUGCUGCUAAAAAAACAACUUGAACAAGCAAAACAACAAUUAGAGAAGAAAGAACAAGAAUCAAAAACAAUUGUUGAUAAUUAUGAAAAAAGAAUAAAUGAUUUAGAAUUGCAGUUAAAUGAGAAGAACAAUUUGAUAUCGUCUCUUGUUGGGGAAGAAUCAAAGGCAAAGGAGGCAGAAGUUGACAAAUCACCUAAGAAAGAAUCCAAUGUCCAGGAAAUGUAUGCUCAAGUUGUAUAUAAAGAUGCCAAAAUAAUGGAAUUAAAUAAUCAAAUAUUGGAACAUGAAAAGAAGAUCAUGGAUUUGCAAGAACACAUCAGAGAAAAAGAUGAAGUAUUACAGCAACGUAAUCGAGCUGUUCAGUUAAUGGCUGAAGAUAUGAGCCGCAAGGGAAAAUCUGUUGUUGAUGAACUAGAUGAAACUAGAGAACAAAUGAAAAUUAUGCAAGAAAAUUUCUCUACUGCUGAAAGUGACUGGAAAAUGGAAUUAGAGAAAUAUAAGCUUAGAAUAUCUGAUUUGGAAAAUGAAAUUACUGAUUAUGACAAAAAGUUAAAAAAUAGUGAAGCCACAAUUAAAAGCAUAGAAAAUGCAAAAUAUGAGCUUACAGUAAAAAAUGCUGAGCUGCAAAAGAAGAUUGUUUGUGUACAAGAAAGUGCUGCUAAGCAAUGUGAACUAUAUAAUAAAGAAAUUGAAGGUGAAGUUGAAGCCUUAAAGAAGAACUUGGAAGCUGAAAAACAGCAUGCUGCCGAAUUACAAAAGGCCUUGGAUGAAUCUAGUAGCCAAUCAGAUAACAAGGUUUUGAAAGCUCGAGUGAAAGAACGAACGAAAUAUAAGGCAUUAGAACGUGAGCUCAAUGAGUUGAAGAAGAAUGCUCAGCAGAAACCUGAGGAAAUAAUUGAGCUCCAGCAAUGUGUUGCAGAAUUAGAGGAAGAAAAAGGUUCCUUACAAUUGAAAUUAAUGGAUUUUGAAGAACAAGUUAUUCAAAUAGAUAAACUUAAAGAAGAAAAUGAAACAUUAAAGGACACUGUGCAAGGAAAGCUCAAUGAAGUACAGAGUUUGGGGAAAAGAAUUAAUGAAAUUCAAUCUGAAAAAGAUAACUUUGAAGCUAAAUUUAAGAGUUUGCAAGAGAGCUAUAAAGAUCUGGAGGGAAAGUUCCAUAAUUUGAUUGAAGAAAAAUCGAAAUUAGAAGAACAUUUCUCUACUGUUAGUAAUUCCAAGGAAGAAAUUGCAAUGAAUUAUAAUAAAUUGAAGGAAGAAUACAGUAAUAUGCAGAGUACAUAUAAUGAUAUUGCUGAAAAUCUGCAACAAUUACAAGAUCAAAAAGUUACUUUUGAAUUGAAAAACAUAGAAUUGGAAGAAAUUAGAGAAAGUGAUGAAAAAACUAAGAAAGAACUUCUUGCUGAGAUUGAACAAUUGAAGGAAUCUUUUUACAGUGAAAGUAAACCAGAUAUACAGUUAGAGAAAGAAAAUUCUGAAAUAAAAGAGGAGUUGAGAAUCAUGUCAGAUAAACUCAAAAAUUCAGAAGAUCGAAUAUCUGAAUUAUUAUCAGAUAUUAAUAAACUUCAAGAGAAAUUGGAAAACCAACAUCAAAAGCAUUCUUCAGAAAUUGAAGAGUUAAAUAAUAAGAUCAAAACUCUUGAAGAUGAUUAUAAUAGAGCCAUUCAAGAAUUAGAAAGCAAAACUAAUGAAUGUGUGGAAAAAGAAAAGGCAAUCCAGGAGUUAGAAAGUGAUAACAAAAAAGUCAUUCAAGAUUUAGAAAGCAAAGUUAAGGAAUGUGUGGAAAAGGAAAAGAUAAUCAAUGAGUUAGAAAGUCAUUAUUCAUCUGUUCAGAAUCAGCUUUCAGAUUUCUAUAGUUGUAUUGGAGCCAAAAAUUUAAGUGAUUGUAAGAAAUAUGCCAUUCAAAAAACUGAAGAAUAUUCAAAUCUAAAGAAUGAUUAUGACAAAGAAAUAAAAGAAAAAGCCAAUAUGCUGAUCUGUCUUCAAGAAAAAGACGAAGAACUGCAUAGAUGUAACUUAAAAAUUGAUAAGUUGCAAUCUAUUCUAGAAAACAGAGAUGCUGAAUUGAAGUCUUUUGAAACAGUCAUUGAAAAGUUGAAGGAAACUGUUUCUGAAAAAGAAAAUAUCAUUAGUAAAAUUUCUUCGGAUCUCGAAGAAAAGAUGUCCUCAGAAAAACUGCUUUUUGAAACUAUUCAGGAGAAAACACAGCUUCUUUCAAAUUCAGAGGAAAUACUAAGGAAUUUAAAGCUUGAAUUACAAACAUUAAAGGAUACUCAACUUGUUUAUCAAGAAAAAAUGAAAGCUAAUAGCUCUUCACUAUUAGGACAAAUCACUGAUUUGGAAACAGAACUGGAUGCUCUAAGAGAUGAAUUGACAUCUAAAAUAAAAGUCAUUGAUGAAUUAAAUGAAAUAAUCCUAAAUUUAAAGAAAGAAAAUGAAAAUGUUCAUUCAGAGUUGAGAGAAAAAGAAAGAUUAAUUCAGGAGAAAGAUGGUGCCAUUAAAAAUUUCGAAUCAGUUACUCAGUUUAAUAAAGAUGAGAUUAAUUCUUUAAAACAAGAAAGAGAACGUAUAAAAGCAGAAAUAUUAGUUAAAGAUUCAUAUGUCAUGGAAUUGAAUGAGAAACUGCAACAACUAGAAAAUGAACUGGAGACUCAGGAAGCUGAAUUAAAUACGCUAAGAAAUGAAUUAAAAUCAAAAACAAAAAACAUUGAUGAAUUAAAUGAAAUUAUAUUAAGUUUAAGAAAUGAAAAUGAAAAAAUUCAUUCAGAAUUGGAAGAAGUAGAAAAUUUAAUUUGGGAGAAAAAUAAUAUCAUUGAAGAUUAUGAAUCAGCUGAUAAGGCUAAUAAAGAUGAAAUUAACUUUUUGAAAGAUGAAAUAGAAUGCAUUAAAGAAGAAAUUUUUGAUAAAGAUUCCGAAAUAAAUGUGCAGAAUCAAAGGCUUCAGCUGCUAGAGAGUGAAUUUAAAGCAAUAACAAAUGAAUUUUCUUGUUCGCGUGAAGAAUUUCAAAACCUAAUUGAAACCCACUCAGUUAAUGAAGAAACUAUAAAACUUUUAAAGGAAAGAAAUUCUGUUUUAGAGAGGGAAAAAUUGCAUUCUAAUAUGGCAUUUACAGAAAAAGAUGAAGCAUAUAAGAAGGUUUUAACUGAAAAAACGCAUUUAGAAUCUGAAUUUUUGAAACUUCAGGAUGAAAAGGAGUCAUUAGAUGCAUUGUUAAAAGAAAAAGCACAGGAAUUGGACAUUGUAAAUAGUGCCAUUAAUAAAUUAACUAAUUUAAUUGCCAGUUCUGAUAGUAAGAUAGUACAAGAUUUCUUAUCUGAACUGUCUGAUAAAAAUAGCAACUUGAAACAACUGGGUGAUAAAUAUUUCUCUUUUCUCAAAAGUAUGCAAAAUGAUGUAGAUUUAUUAUCUAGUGAAAACUCUGCAUUGCAAAGCAAGAUUGAAGAAAUGAGAAUUGUUGUCAAUGAUCAGCAGAUGAAGGUUCAGGAAUCUAAUUCAAUCAUCGAUGCACUUCAAAAGGAAUCUUCUGAUAAGCAUAAGGAAUUUGAAAAAAGGCUCAAUGCAUUGACAGAUUCUAAGAGUACGCUUGAAAAUCAAAUAAUUGAAUUUCGGGCGAAGGUGGAUAGUUUAACAAAUGAAAAUGAUUCAUUACGGAACAACCUUAAUUCAUUACAAGAAGGACAUGCAUUGGAAAUAUCUACAUUGAAUGAGAAAAUUUCAGGUUAUGACUCUGAGCUGCGUAUUGCAAAUGAAAAAAUCAAAGCUUAUGAGGAUGAUAAUUCUAAACUGUGUGAUUCGCUUAAAGACUCUAUAAGAGAUUACAAAAUUAAAGAAGAAAACUAUGAAAAACAAAUCUGUGAUUUAUCAGAAAUAAAUGAAACGCUGGAGAAGAAACUUCAGGAAUCAGAGUCAGAGAUUAGGGAUUGCAAAGAAAAAAUCACCACGACAGAAAUGGACGCAGUUUUUCAGAAUGCGAGAUUUGCCGACGAAUUGGCAGGUUUAGAAAUAUCGCACCAAAUGCUUAUAUCAAGCAGAGAGAAUUUAGAGAUAACAAUAUCAGAGUUGAGAUCUCAAAUUGCUGAAUAUGAAAAUGAAAUUUCUUCAUUUAAACAAUCAGUUUCCGAAUUGGAAGAAAAAGUUUUGGAAAAAGAAAAUCAAAUGAUUGAUCUGCAAGAUCAGUUAAAAGUACAAGCUGAAAAACUUACGGAUUUGCAAAGUCUUUUUGAUCAAAAAUCAAUUGAAAAUGAAAAAUAUAAGCAUUUAAUAGAUACUCAGUUUCCAUGUUUACAGAGUUGUAGACAGCAUUAUUAUAUGAUGGUGAGUGCUCUGUUAAGUUCGUUUCAGAUAGAUACAGACAUUUCAUUUCUUGAAAAAGACGAAUGGGAAUCAGUAGAUGAAUUUUCUGUUAAAUCGAAAAAUGUUAUUGAUCGUGUUGUUGAACAUUCUGUAGAAGUUCAAUCUCUUAAAUCGAUUUGUAAUUCUUUAGAAAGCAAAGUGGAAUCUUUGGAAGAAGAAAAUAAAAGCCUGCUGUCCUUGUGUUAUAUUCUAAGAAACUUUUUAACUGGUUUAUCGAAUUCCGUACAAAGCAGUCUCAAAGAGAAUGACACGAAAUUUAAUGUGAUAUUAUCUUCCUUUCAGAAUAAAGAAACUGUGCUGGAAAGUCUAAAAUCAAAGAUUUUGAAUUUAAGUAAAAAACAAAGUUUGAGCAAAAGUCAUUUUCAUGAACUGGAAGCCGAAAAGAAUUCAUAUUUAGAAAAGCUGAAAGAAAGCGAAAAAUCCCUCACUGAAACUGAGCAGAUUAUAAAUGCCUUAAAAAUAGAAAACGAAGAGGUGAAGAGGCAAAAUGUCCAAUUAGUUGAUCAAUAUGAAACAAAAAUCUUCCAUUUAGAAGACAUCACUCGCAAAUAUAACGAUUUGUGUGAAGCACACGCAUUGCAGAGAAACGAAUUACAAUCUGCUUAUGCUAAAAUUCAAGAAUUCCAUACUCUAAUGAGUAACAAAGAUGAAAAAGUUUUUCAAUUAGUUCAUGAAUUAGAAACCUCAAAGGGCGCGUUAAACACUCUGCAAUCUGAACUGUCAAUUGCACAUUCCACAAUAUCUUCCCUCCAAAAUGAAAUUAAUCAAUUAAAUAAGCAGGUUAGCGACUAUGAAGAAGAGUCCCGAGUUCUAGAAAGUUCGAACAAUGUGAGCAAUGGAUUGCAGAUGGAAGUUGAAAAUUUAAAACGUGAAUUGUCAUCCUGUGAAGAGGAAAAGAAUUAUUUGCAACAACACAUAGACAAUGCAAAUUCACAGAUACAGACACUGUUAACUGAGAGAGCAAGUCUUGAAUCUACUAUCGGGGAAAUGCAAUACAAAUUGGAUAAUCUCACUGAAAUAAAUCUUAAUUUAUCUAAUUCUUUAGAAGAAUCGAAAUUAUUAAUUGCACAAAAUGAAGAAAAAAUCAGGAUUUUGGUAGAACAAAAUUCGAAUUUUGUGUCCAUGCAUGAAAAAGUAUGUGAAGAGCUUAAUUCUUUGAAAUCGGCAAAGGAUGAAUCACAGUCUAAAGAAAGAAUCGAAUUUACGAACAAAAUAAGCUUACUUGAGAAAAGUAGAGAUAAUUUAAUCAAUGCUUUAAUCAAAAUUAAUAAUUUUGUAUCAAACGUUGAAAUACCGGAUUGUGAUUUUCCAUCCACUGAUCUUGAAGACGAAACGUCGAAAAAAAUUAUCUUAGAGCUUCAAAAAUGUUUACUCCAAAGUAGAAAACAUUUUUAUGAUGAAAUAAACAGUUUAAAAAGUAAAUUUGAAGCAACAGAAUCUCAAAAUAAGCAGCUAUGUGAGGAACUGGAAAAAGUUAAAGAAGAAUUUACGGCAAGUCAGAAAGUCAAAGAUACCGUUAAAAUUGAAGAACAAAUUACUCCCGUUUCACGUGAAGUAAAAGUUGGCACAGAUGUCUUCCAGCAAGCCUCUUCAAAAAUCGUGCCGUCAUCAGAACCAUUAACAACCUCGGAGCAGGGCGAUCCAUCACAAAAACGAGAAGCUGAUGAAUAUAAAAUAAAAUUUGCGAAAGUUUUAAGUAGGUUGAAAGUGUUUAAAGAUAAAAACGAGAAACUCACCAAUGAAAUACAAGAACUUAAGAACCAAAUCUCUGAACUCGAAGAAGCCAAGUUAAGAAGUACAAGGAGUGAACAGGAAUUAGUAGCAGACUUGAAUAAAGUAACAAAUGAAAAUAAGGAACUUAGAGAUGCAUUACAGUCUGUUGGUGAGAAACACCGUUCUGAGCUCAAUAAAGCUAAUGACAAAAUUUUGCAGUUGAAAGAGCGCAAUUCUAUUCUGGAUGAAGAAUGUUGCAGGAUAAGAAAAGAACUGCAAGAGUAUAAGCACACAUGGGAGCAAGCGAAUGUUUCAUAUGAAUUGCAGAAAGAAGAUAACGAAAGACUUAGAGAAAAAUUGAAGGAAACUGCUGAACAGUCUGGAGAACUGAAAACAAAAAUUUCGGAGCUUAACAAUCAGCUAAUGCAGUUAAAAAAUGAAAAUAUUCAUUUGCAUCAAGAGGCUGAGAAUUUGAGAGAGCAUGCAAAUAUGCUACUCUCCGACAAUGAUACGUAUCAGGAUCUCAUUGAAAAACUGACAUCGUCAAAAACUUCAUUAGAACAAAAAUUAUCGAACUUAACUGAAAAAUUCAAUGCAGAAUUAAAAAGUUUGCAGCAUCAGCAUGAAUUGGAGUUACAAAAUUUGAAAGCUGAACCUAGAGAAAUUGCAGAUAUUUCACAGUCAAAAGAACUUGAAAAGGAACUCAUCUCAUUAAAAGAGAUGUGUUCCGAGAUGCAACAGCAUAUUGAAAAACUUGAAAAAGAGCGUGAUAUUUCCCUUAGAAAUCAAAAUUUGUUGGAGAAAGAAAAGGUAUAUUUGCAACAUCAAUUGCUGGAAAAAGCGGACGAACUACAGAAAACCAAAAAUUACCUCGAUGAUGUCAUCAAAAAUAAAACUUCUGCUGCAGAAAGUAUUAGUAGUGUUGAAUCGCCAAAAUUCUCUCCAAAUGAAACCCUUGUCCAUGAAAUAAGCGAACUAAAAGAAGAAAAUAAGAAUUUGAAAUCACAGUUGAACUCUGUUAUGCAAGAACUGAAUUUGACCAACGAAAAUUUUGAAAUCAUGAAACAAGAUUUCUAUAACAAAGAAAAUUAUUACGUGGAUAGAAUAAAACUACUUGAAACACAACAAGGAAGGCAGGAAGUUUCCGUGAACAUACCUCAUGAUCAAAAGAGUGUUUCUGAUGCCGUCAGAUUAGAAAGUGAACUUCAGCAGGCUAUGAGCAGUUUACACAAGCAAGGUCUAAGAUGUGAAGAGUUAAGCUUAGAAGUUAGUAAGCUUUUAGAAGAAAGAAAUAUAUUGAGAUGGAAGUUGCAGCAAUAUGGCCAGGUGAAUCCAGAAGUUAAAUCGCAGUCCGAAAUAGAUUCUGGUGCCUCAACGUCUGACCUUAUUUCAGUUAAGGUUGAAUCCCCAUCUAUGUCUCAGGAUGUUGCUGCCCUCCAUGCUAGUAGAUUAAGGGAAAGCGAAAAAACCUGCCAACAGUUGCGCCAAGCCAAUGAGGCCUUAGACAGAGCAUUAAUCACUGAAAGGGACCAAAAGAAGAUGAUUGAAGAAGAGUUGGAUUUGGCGAAAGAACAUCUUUCUGAAGAGGCCAAAGCAUCUGAUGAGUAUCAGAUUUUGUUAGGAGAAAUCAAUGAACCUGAAUUCUUUGCUGAAACGAAUUUUUCUGUCAGUCGAAAUAUCAGGCCCUAUGUUUACAGAUUGCGACGAUGGUUCAGAGGAAGAAGAAAUUACCUGUGCCGAACAGUGAAAAGUCGAAAUUAUCCUCAACUUGUAUAUAUAUUUUAUAUCUUUUUCAUUCACAUUUGGCUUUUAACCUGUGUUUUUAGUUAGCUUCCAAUAAAUUUUGAAGAAUUAUAAGUGAAAGAAAAAAAUCUAUUUUUAUAGAACAGAUGCUGUUAAAGAUCUAUCUAAGUAUUGAAUUUCAUACUAACAUGUGAAAGCAGUUAGUAACAUAUUUUGUUCCUAUUUGUUUGGAAGCUGAAAGGUUGUCUUUAAUAUUUAAUUUUGCAUUUAAUUCAGCUUUAUCGGAAAAUCUGUUAUUAGUCCAUAAACAAAACUUUAUUUAAUUGUUAGUUAAGCUUUGCAAGCAUUUAUUCAGUAUUUGUAUAUAUGUACUUAAGCAAGAUUUUUUACAGAGGGAAUACAUUGAAACUACCAUAAAAUGUUAUGAUGAAUUAUACCUUUUUUGUAAUCAAUAAAUUAAGUUCUUCAAAACUAUUUAUUUCAAUCUUGGAUAUUUUUUGUAAAGUAUUAUAAACUGUAAUUCUACAGUUAUGGUUCCAUUUUUCUUGUGUGUUUAAUAUCGUUUGGUACACAGCUAAAAGUGACCAAGUCAAAGUAAAAAAGAAUGGUGUAUUCUUAUUAUUUAAAAAUGGCAUAUAUGUUAUAGAAAACUAUUUAUCAGUAUGCAAUAUAAAAAAACCUUUAUUUUGAUAUAUGUGAUUUUUUUUUUUUUGGUUAUAAAAAAGUUACACUUUAAAAUAACUCAAUAAUAAAUCAUUUUUCUUCAUAUAUGUGUUCGUGUGUGUGUCUUUGUUUUACUCGGUCACUUUUAAAAAAAUGUAUGCUGGCAAUAUAUUAUGCUAUCAAGUAAUAAUUUUGAAAAAUGAAUUGAGCAACAACUUACAAUAAAAUCUUAUGCAAAAAAUAUGUAUAAAUUAUUAAAACUACUAUUUUAUAUUCAAAUAUAAUUAUUUGUGAAUUGCAUGAGUUAUUUUAUUUAAAUGUUGUUGCCUAGUGAGCAGCUAUAAGGAUUUUAUUUAAAUGACAUAUAUUUUAUAUACAGUUACUACUAAAUUUGAUAAA
Molecule: messenger RNA, 9338 nt
Organism: Argiope bruennichi
Lineage: Eukaryota; Metazoa; Arthropoda; Arachnida; Araneae; Araneidae
Exons: 19
Coding region: 117-8363 (2748 amino acids)
Source: RefSeq, a predicted model, not a curated record